Nerophis ophidion (straightnose pipefish) is the source of this 11565-nucleotide messenger RNA. Its product is annotated as leucine-rich repeat and immunoglobulin-like domain-containing nogo receptor-interacting protein 1. The record is from RefSeq and is a predicted model, not a curated record. Gene Ontology annotation, cellular component: extracellular region. Bases 288 to 2099 code for a protein of 603 amino acids. Gene Ontology annotation, molecular function: protein binding. The transcript has 4 exons. Lineage: Eukaryota; Metazoa; Chordata; Actinopteri; Syngnathiformes; Syngnathidae.
ACAAUCAUGUGGACUCCCUGAGGUGUGCAGAGGAGAACUGAAGCGGGGACGAGGACCGGGUGGAGCGGGACAGAGAGACCAGAGACGCGAGCUGUCCCGUGCACGGAAGACCCCCAACCCCCCGUUGGGAGUGUCUGAACUCGGCUGCAAUGGACUCUUCACCCCACCGGUGACUCGACGGCAUAGAGGACUAACACGAGACCAGACCCGAGCCGGACUCCGACCGGACUGGCCCUGGUUAUGAUCAUCUGCAGUCGGGCUCUGGCUCUCAAAGGAAAGGGGGUAAGAUGUUUGUGGAGUCUGCAGUUCGAUGGGCAGCGUUGGGCGUCCUGCUGCAGGCCGGACUGCAGGCGUCCGCAGAAAGUUGCCCUCCACGGUGCGUGUGUCCAGACGAGGCGACUGAAGUCAUCUGCUCCGGCAAACAUUUGAACACCAUCCCAGAGGGUUUUUCCGGCGAUGCAAGGCGUCUGGAUUUGUCCUACAACAAGAUCAGGACUGUAGGGCGCCGGCAGUUCUCUGGCCUCCCGCAACUUCAAGAACUCGACCUCAGCGAGAAUCUAAUCUCUAUGAUUGAGGUGGAUGCUUUCCAGGGACUACAGAACCUCAGGACACUUCGGAUUAAAAACAAUCGACUCAAAAUCAUUCCUGUCGGGGUUUUUUCUGGCCUGUCCGGUCUACGAUUUUUGGAUCUGAGCCAGAAUGAGAUUCUGGUCUUCCUAGACUACACAUUCAAAGAAAUGGUGAACCUGCAGACGCUUGAGGCAGAUGAGAAUGACUUGGUGUUCAUCUCUCAGCGGGCUUUUGUGGGUUUGCAAAGUCUGCAGGAACUUAACAUAGAUCGUAGUAAUUUGACGUCUAUUCCCACCGAGGCGUUGUCUCAGCUUCAGAGCCUGAUGCGUCUCCGCAUGCUCCGUCUCACAAUUUCCACUCUGCCUAACAACGCUUUCCGUCGGCUGCACCGUCUACAAACCCUGAUCAUGGUCAGUUGGCCAACUCUGGACACGAUGGCGAGCAACAGCCUGAUUGGACUCAAUUUGACUGCUCUGGUCAUUAGCAACUGCAACCUCAGUGCUGUACCAUACUCAGCACUUCGUCACCUGGUACACCUGCGCUUCCUAGACCUGUCCUAUAACCCGAUCACUGUUAUUCAAAGUAACCUGUUGGGGGAUCUCCUUAGACUCCAAGAGUUACAUCUUGUCGGGGGUAACUUGCUACGUAUAGAACCGGGGGCUUUCAGGGGCCUAACCUACUUUCGCAUGCUUAAUGUUUCCUCCAAUCACCUCACGACUUUAGAGGAGAGCACCUUGCACUCAGUGGGAAACCUUCAGGUGCUCAGACUAGAUGGGAAUCCCCUAGCUUGCGACUGCCGCUUGCUAUGGGUGGUACGUCGGCGAUUGCGCCUGAACUUUGGCGGACACCAGCCCACGUGCUCUACCCCCGACACCGUGAGGCAGCGAGAAUUCAGAGACUUUUCAGAAAAGGAGCUGCCGAGGUUGUUUACCUGCCGUCCUACCCGUAUAUUAGAUCGUAGGCCGCAGGAGGCCAGGGUGGAGGAGGGCGCCACCGUUCUGUUCUCCUGCAAGGCUGAUGGUGAUCCAGCUCCAUCCUUCACCUGGAUCUCGUCCCACAAGACAAAAGUCUCUUCAACGGGAAGAAUCAGAGUUUUGCCUAAUGGUACUCUGGAAGUCCGGUACGCACAGGUCCAUGACAGCGGAACCUAUCAGUGCCUCGCAAGCAACGCUGCCGGCAACGACAGCCUGACAGUCGGCCUCUAUGUAAAGGCGGUCGCUCAAAACCGAACUAUCCCCUUCUUCACCGAGGAAGACUGGCUGGAGCCCCUGGUCCCCCAAGCUACCAAUUCCUCAGCCGAAACGGCCAAGCCCUACCCUUUUGACGCCAAAACGCUGAUCAUCGCCACCACCAUGGGCUUCUUGUCUUUCCUCAGCUCGGUGGCCAUCUGCUUUGUCUUCAUGUUCUUCUGGAGCCAGAGCAAAGGCCAAAUCAAGCACACGGCCACCAUUGACUUUGUUCCUCGCUCCUCCAUGGGCGGGGGAGGAGACGGCGGGGAUGGUGGGAGGUUCACCAUGAAACUUAUUUAAAGCCGACUAAGCAGUUUGGACCUUUAAGGACUCCUCUUUCGGAGUCAGCGAGUUGGGCUAUUUACCACUCACCGUAACUCGCGUACUUCAUACCGACAUGCAUUCUGGGUCCACCAAACCUUUUCAAGUGCUCGUCCCGCAUUGCAGCGUCUAUAUUGCCAACACAAGCCGUGGAGCUGAAGAGACCAUAGCAGUAAAACAUGUUAAGUGGCGGCAUACUUGCCAAAUCUCACGAUUUUCCCCGGGAGACACCCGAAUUUCAGUGCCCCUCACGAAAAUCUCCCAGGGCAACCAUUCUCCCGAAUUUCUCCCAAUAUCCACCCAGACAACAAUAUUGGGGGCGUGCCUUAAGGCACUGCAUUUAGCGUCCUUUCUCACCUGAAACCGUCACCCCUUAACAUGUGGACCUGAGUGAGGACAGCCUGUCUUCACGUCCGCUUUUCCUCCAUACAAACAGUGUGCCGGUGCAAUCACAUAUCCUCUACGGCUUUUCACACACUCUCACAAGCGAAUGUAAGGCAUACUUUGUCAACAGCCAUACAGGUCACACUGAGGGUGGCCGUAUAAAAAACUUUAACACUCUUACAAAUAUGCGCCACACCAGGGGUCACCAAUGUGGUAGCCUGUAUGGACCAGAUGAGUCGCCCGCGGGCCUGUUUCUAAAAAUAGCUCAAAUAGCAGCACUUACCAGUGAGCUUAUUUAUUUACUAGCAAGCUGGUCUCGCUUUGCUCGACAUUUUUUACUCUAAGAGAGACAAAACUCAAAUAGAAUUUGAAAUUCCAAGAAAAAAAAUUUAAAACUUGGUCUUUUAUUUUUUUACUUUGCUUCUUAUAACUUACAGAAAGACAGUUUUUGAGAAAAAAUACAACCUUAAAAAUGAUUUUAGGAUUUUUAAACACAUAUACCUUUUUACCUUUUAAAUUCCUUCCUCUUCUUUCCUGACAAUUUGAAUCAAUGUCCAAGUAAAUUUAUCUUUUUUUUAUUGUAAAGAAUAAUCAAUACAUUUUAAUGUAAUCCUUCAUUUUAGCUUCUGUUUUUUCGACGAAAAAUAUUUGUGAAAUAUUUCUUCAAACUUAUUAUGAUUAAAAUUUAAAAAAUAUAUUCUGGCAAAUCUAGAAAAUAUUUAGAAUCAAAUUUAAAUCUUAUUUCAAAGUCUUUUUAAUUUAUUUUAAAAAUUUGGUUCUGGAAAAUCUAGAAGAAAUAAUGAUUUGUCUUUGUUAGAAAUAGAGCUUGGUCCAAUUUGUUAUAUUUUCUAACAACAUGCAGAUUGUAUUUUAACAUAUUUAAAACAUGUCAUCAAAAUUCUAAAAUGAAUCUUAAUCAGUAAAAUUUACUAAUGGUGUUCCAUAAAAUAUUUUUCAAAUUUUUUCAAAAAGAUUCAAAUUAGCUUGCUUUUCUCUUCUUUUUUUCGGUUGAAUUUUGAAUGAUUAGGAGUCGAAAUUGAAGACAAACUAUGUUUCAAAAUUUGAUUUUCAUUUUUUCCAGUUUUCUCCUCUUUUAAACCGUUCAAUUAAAUGUUUAUUUCAUCAUUUAUUCUCUACAAAGAAAAACCUUCCGUAAAAAGAAAAAAAAUGUACGACUGAAUGACAGACAGAAAUACCCAUUUUUUAUAUAUAUAGAUUUAUUUAUUAAAAGUAAAUUGAGCAAUUUGGCUAUUUCUGUUAAUUUAUUUAAGUGUGUAUCAAACUGGUAGCCCUUCGCAUAAAUCAGUACCCAAGAAGUAGCUCUGGGUUUCAAAAAGGUUGGUGACCCCUGCUCUACGGCUUUUCACACACUGUCACAAGUGAAUGCAAUGCAAACUUGGUCAACAGCCAUACAGGUCACACUGAGGGUGGCCGUAUAAACAACUUAAACACUCCUACGAAUGUGCGCCACUCUGGGAACUUACACCACACGAGAACGACAAACAUAUUUCGGCAGAACAUCCGCACCGUAACACAACUUUAACACAACAGAACAAAUACCCAGAACCCCUUGCAGUUCUUACUCUUCCGGGACGCUACAAUAUACAACCCCCCUUCAACUACUCCCCAAUCCCCUCCUCAUCUCCCGAAUUCGGAGGUCUCAAGGUUGGCAAGUAUGAGUGGCGGCCUCACGGGGGACGUUUGCGAGUCGCACCAAGGACUUCUAGCCUAAUGUAAACAAGGAAUGACACGUUUUGGUUUCUUUACCGCAUCUAUAACUUUUUAUAUCGCAUGGAAAUACUUCUUUCUUUUGUAGCUGCGCAACACCAGAGAAUAUGUGCCUCAAUAAAGGAGAGUACGCGGAUCUUGUAAAUAUUCAGGUCAAGGACGUGCGUGUGUGAGCGCUGGCUUACUUCUGUCUCUCAGUUACUCCUGACGCGUGGACGCCGCUCAACGCGACGACAGACUGUUUCUAUUUCUUUGAUUUUGCCAACUUCAUUAGCCUACGCACAUUUAAGGUGAUUAAACGACGCUGUCUCAAUCUACCACGUGUGUUUCCUGCGUUCAUGUCAGCUCACGGUCAGGUUCAAACACUGAUGACAUCUAUUAAACAAGACAAGAGGCAAAGAAUCAAACAGAGACAGAAUUAAAUUUGGACUCAUAUUUGAGGAGAGACAUGGCCACUGUACUCUCUGUACAGUCCUGCACCACGCUCUGCCCCAAGAUCAUACUCCUUCUUUAUUUGACUCCCCCCCAUUCCCACAGCUGAUUCCUCGGGGACCUGGGUCGUAGACAGCGUUGCCUUCGGUUCCCGAACAGUUCAAAAAGAGUUCCAUAAAAUAGUUCAAAGAGAGUAAAAUAAAAUAUUUCAAAAAUAAUUCCAUAAAAUAGUUGAAAAAGAGUUUGUAAAAAUACUUCAAAAAGAGUUAUUUUGGAAGUUGGGCAGAUCCCCCCAUCUGUCCGCCUGGAAGUCCCAGUGUCAUCUUGUCAAGAACACAAUGUAAUACAAAUGUUUUGGUGAUAAUUUAGAAACAAUUAUUCUUACACUUACCCAAUCGGAAUUUAGGUCUGUCCAUCUUUCCGUCCAUUUCUACCGCUCUAGGUGGUGGGGUGCUGGACCCUAUCUCAGCUGCGUUCGGGCAGAAGGCGGGUUACACCCUGGACAAGUCGCCAUCUCAUCACAGGGCCAACACAGAUAGACAGACAAUAUUUACACUCACAUUCACACAGGGAGAGGAGGCUACGCCGGAUAGUCGAACCUCGGAUUCAGGAGGAACAGUGUGGUUUUCGUCCUGGUCGUGGAACUGUGGACCAGCUCUAUACUCUCGGCAGGGUUCUUGAGGGUGCAUGGGAGUAUGCCCAACCAGUCUACAUGUGCUUUGUGGACUUGGAGAAGGCAUUCGACCGUGUCCCUCGGGAAGUCUUGUGGGGAGUGCUCAGAGAGUAUGGGGUAUCGGACUGUCUUAUUGUGGCAGUCCGCUCCCUGUACGAUCAGUGUCAGAGCUUGGUCCGCAUUUCCGGCAGUAAGUCGAACACAUUUCCAGUGAGGGUUGGACUUCGCCAAGGCUGUCGUUUGUCACCGAUUCUGUUCAUAACUUUUAUGGACAGAAUUUCUAGGCGCAGUCAAGGCGUUGAAGGGUUCCGGUUUGGUUACCGCAGGAUUAGGUCUCUGCUUUUUGCAGAUGAUGUGGUCCUGAUGGCUUCAUCUGACCGUAAUCUUCAGCUCUCACUGGAUCGGUUUGAAGCCGAGUGUGAAGCGACCGGAAUGAGAAUCAGCACCUCCAAGUCCGAGUCCAUGGUUCUCGCCCGGAAAAGGGUGAAAUGCCAUCUCCGGGUUGGGGAGGAGACCCUGCCCCAAGUGGAGGAGUUCAAGUACCUAGGAGUCUUGUUCACGAGUGUGGGAAGAGUGGAUCGUGAGAUCGACAGGCGGAUCGGUGCGGCGUCGUCAGUAAUGCGGACGUUGUACCGAUCCGUUGUGGUGAAGAAGGAGCUGAGCCGGAAGGCAAAGCUCUCAAUUUACCGGUCGAUCUACGUUCCCAUCCUCACCUAUGGUCAUGUGCUUUGGGUCAUGACCGAAAGGAUAAGAUCACGGGUACAAGCGGCCAAAAUAAGUUUCCUCCGCCGUGUGGCGGGGCUCUCCUUUAGAGAUAGGGUGAGAAGCUCUGCCAUCCGGGAGGAACUCAAAGUAAAGCCGCUGCUCCUUCACAUCGAGAGGAGCCAGAUGAGGUGGUUCGGGCAUCUGGUCAGGAUGCCACCCGAACACCUCCCUAGGGAGGUGUUUAGGGCACGUCCAACCGGUAGGAGGCCACCGGGAAGACCCAGGACACGUUGGGAAGACUAUGUCUCCCGGCUGGCCUGGGAAUGCCUCGGGAUCCCCCGGGAAGAGCUAGAUGAAGUGGCUGGGGAGAGGGAAGUCUGGGUUUCCCUGCUUAGGCUGUUGCCCCCGCGACCCGACCUCCAAUAAGCGGAAGAAGAUGGAUGGAUGGAUGGACAUUCACACACUAGGGAUCAUUUAGUGUUGCCAAUCAACCUAUCCCCAGGUGCAUGUUUUGGAGGUGGGAGGAGCCUAUCCCCAGGUGCAUGUCUUUGGAGGUGGGAGGAGCCUAUCCCCAGGUGCAUGUCUUUGGAGGUGGGAGGAGCCUAUCCCCAGGUGCAUGUCUUUGGAGGUGGGAGGAAGCCGGAGAACCCGGAGGGAACCCACGCAGUCACGGGUAGAACAUGCAAACUCCACACAGAAAGAUCCCGAGCCCCGGGAUUGAACCCAGGACUACUCAGGACCUUCGUUUUAUGAGGCACAUGCACUAACCCCUGUCGUACCGUGCUGCGAGUUGAGGUCUAAUCGUCUUCAAAUUAAAUCUUUCCGACGGGAUCAUUCUUUUUGUCAGAGGCAAAGAGCAGCACACGUAUUCUUGCGUAACCAAAAGCACUUAAUCUGUACUUUGUGUUUCGGUGCACACACAAAAAUGGCCUCGUCGCAAGACGACAAAAGCCACGGGGAUUACAUGAGCACCUGCGCACGCAAGACAGAGUGUAGUUCUGGACCUUUCUAUUCUCCUCCAAUUGGGACAUAUUAUACAUUAAAAAACAAUCCUUACCCUAUGGGUACCUGGCUUUUCUAAAUCUGGGACCUGCAUAAUAGCAUACAAUAUAAUAAAAGUACUGCAUUUUCCGGACUAUAAGGCACUUAAAAUCAUUUCGUUUUUCUCGAAACUCGACAGUGCUCCUUUAUAACCCGGUGGGCCUAAUGUAAGGAAUACGUUUGGUUGAGCUUACCCACCUUAAAGCUAUUUUAUUUGGUACAUGGUGCAAUGAUAAGUGUGACCAGUAGAUGGCAGUCAAACAAAAGUGUCAGGUUCAAACACUGAUGACAUCUAUUAAACAGACAAGGAGCAGAGACAGCGUUCAAUUUAGCUCAUGAGGAGAAAGCAUGGAGCUGCACACUUAAGUCACAGUGUCGCCCUACGUUCUAAGGUACAGCUCCCGCGUCCCUCUAUUUAUUCAGGAGUUCCCCAGUCCACAUCACUGAGGGCGUUUCUAAAAGGAGUGGUCACACAUAUCAUGGCAUGCCGCUGCGGUACGCGCAAUACGUGACGGAAUGUGCUGAUUUCGCCUUGUCUCUGCUUAAUCUGCGUGCUGUCGUCUUAUCUCCGUUGAGGUCCUUGAAAUCCUAAAACAAAAGAUAUCAUCUGCGGCUGAGGCCACACUUCAGACAAGAAGGCUGUCCUUGCACAGAUAGAAAAAGUACAGCUUGAGCACAAUAGCAAAUAACUAUAGCAACUGACUUUAAGCAUACUAAAGUUGUGUGAUAACUUAAUAAGAUAAGUGCAGGCUGCUCUAUGAUGGCAAUAUGACUCAAGUAAAAACCACCAACAUCAUAAUAUUACCGCUGGAAUAUAAAGACAAUUUAACAUACACCCAUAAACGUGGAUGUAUAUGCAAAAGUUGAAUAUAUUUAUCUUAACAGUAAUCUAUUUAUUUAUAGCAGCACCUUAUUGCUCUUUUAUCCUGCACUGCAGUCUGCUUCUCCCUCAGCAGGAGCACCUGGAGGCUCCGCUGCAGUACCGCAGGACACGCCCCCACACGCGCCACGCGCCUCCACAGCCGGAGGCAAUCAUCAAUCAACGUACCUGGUCUUGACGAGAGGCAGUGGCACAAAGACUCACUCCGCAGACUACUCCAAGCCGGAACUUGGCCCUGGUUCAUACCGCCUCACCUGCCGAUCUUCCCCCUGGACUCUGACCGUGUUCCUCGACCCUCGAGCCCCAGCGCUCGGACCUGGACUUCCGGAUGCCUCUCUCCUUCCCCCACGGACCUCUUUUGCUUCGCCCCUCCGGACUUGUUUGCUGCCAUAACCGACACGCACUUGCAACAACCUCUGGUAACUUAUAUUCUGUUCAUUUCCACACGUAGCCUUGCAUCCACACACAUAGCAGCAUACACACCCUACGUAAUCAUCAAACUCAAAUAAAACCGCUGAGCUACACCUCCUGCUGUCGUGCCCUCUCCGUCCCCCUUGUCGUACGUAACAUAAAAGCAACUUUUCUUACCUUCUGGUACUUGUUGAUCUGUAUUUGGGAUCUGCAUGAAUCCUGGAAAAUUGCGCGAGUCCGCCUUUGGUGUCUGUGCCAACACCGUAAUCAAUAAGCUUCUACUUUUUGUCUAUCUUCUUGUUAUCUUCUCCGCUGUUGCCAUUUUUAUUAUAAAGUAGUGUAAAGUUGUUACUUAUAUCUGUCAGUAAACUCGCCGUGAAAGCGCUAAAACAUACCGGUGUAGUGAGUUUACAUUAUUCACCCAAGGAACUUUCGUUAUUAGAGAGAUCUAGGUCGGACGGUUUUUCACGGCACACAUUUCGGGGGUUGUUUCUUUUCUUACCUUCUGGUACCUGCUGAUCUGUAUUUGGAAUCUGCAUGAAUCCUGAAAAAUUGCGUGAGUCCGCCUUUCUAGUCCGUGCUGACCCCGUAGUCGAUAAGCUUCUUCUUUUUCUCUAUCUUCUUGUUAUCGUCUCUGCUGUUGCCAUUUCUAAUACAAAGUAGUGUAAAGUUCUUACUUAUAUCUGUCAGUAAACUCGCUGUGAAAUCGUUAAAACAUACCGGUGUAGUGAGUUUACAUUAUUCACCCAAGGAACUUUUGUUAUUAGAGAGUUCCAGGUCGGACGGUUUUUCACAAGACAUAUUUCGGGUGUUGUUUCUUUUCUUACCUUCUGGUACCUGCUGAUCUGUAUUUGGGAUCUGCAUGAAUCCUGAAAAAUUGCGCGAAUUCGCCUUUGUAGUCUGUGCCGACACAGUAGUCGAUAAGCUUCUUCUUUUUCUCUAUCUUCUUGUUAUCUUCUCUGCUGUUGCCAUUUCUAAUAUAAAGUAGUGUAAAGUUCUUACUUAUAUCUGUCAGUAAACUCGCCAUGAAAGCGCUAAAACAUACCGGUGUAAUGAGAUUACAUUAUUCACCCAAGGAACUUUCGUUAUUAGAGAGUUCCAGGUCGGACGGUUUUUCACAGGACACAUUUCGGGUGUUGUUGAUCCGGGAUGGGGAGACGUUGCUCCGUUAUUGAUUGAAGUCUGAAUGUUAUUAAAACAGUUAGCGCCAUUUUUUGACACUUCUUUCAACCUGUUUGAGAGCAUCCCGGACUAUAAACCGCUACUUUGACCAAAUAAGAUCUUCUAUAGUGUAGAUUGAACCUACAACAUUUGGAGGUGGUUCAAUGGUGCGUUCAAGGACCUCUGAAAUGAGUAAAAGUCCCCCCCGGAAGUAAUAGAUAACAAUAUAUUUUAUUUGCAACACACUUUUCACUUAAAUUAGUCUUUACGUUAGAAAGUACAAACCAAUAUUUAAAACAAUAAAGUUUAGCCAUUAAAACAGAUCAAAUACGAAAUAAAACCAUAUCAGAGAAGAAUAAGAUACAUAAAAAUAUUUAAAAAUAUUUUUGAUUUAUUUGAGGUAUUUAAACAAAAACAAGGAUUUCUGUGUGCUUACGUACUUUUUGAGCACAUACAACAAUAUUGCAAUUAUGGUAAUUCUUCUAAAUUAGGUCACUAUAACUUUAACAAUAACCACAAUAACGUCCUUAACACCAACACUUGGCCAUCACUCCAGCAGCACUGAGAGCAGACUCUGACAAACUGCAUUUCCGUAAUCUCGUGAUUUUCAAUGGCAACAAAAAAAAAUGUAAAAAUGUGAUAAAAAACAAAAAAAAGAUAUAACAACUGGACAAACGUUAUCACAAUUUAAAAGUAAUGAAAAUAAAAAAUAAAAUAUUUUUUGUUAUUAAAAACAAUUAGUAUUUAUAAACGCACACAAAAGUACCAAAUAUUAGUAUCUAUACCCUGAAACCGGGAAUUGGUACCGUAUCAAAUGUGACAGGUAUCCAUCUUUAAAUACGGGAGGCAAUUACAAUGUUAAGGCAAGGGAUUUAAUCAUUUUGCAAUGCAGUCUGCUGAAAAGGAUGGAAAGUGCCACCCUGCAUUGCGACUGACGCUGUGGUCAAUGUUGGAAUUGCAACAAAAAAGCAUUUCAAGUGGAUAGUGCGCAACCCCCAAUCUGUCACGUUUCAUGUGUCAGGUAAACUGUGACGAACGAGGCCAUAUGAAUCCCCUUCCUGCUGGCAUGAACUGGAAGUGAAGCGUCCAAAACCAAUUUUUUUUUUAAUCGUUAAAAAAAUUUUUUAAAACAUUCACAAUUUAAAAAGGAAAACGAUGAAAAUAUUCAUAAUAAUAAUAAUAUAAAUACAAAUAAUAUGUCUCUGAGGAAGACAGAACGUUAUUUAAUAUUUCUACCGCCAAAAAAGUAUAUUGUGCAUUUCUUUGUUUUAUUGAAUUGUCAAAUAAAACUUGGAAAAACUAUUUUGGUGAGUGUACAAGUACUUUUGAGCGCAUUCCACAAAUAAUGCUGUUACCGAGAUUUGACAUUUUUUUAAACUCCUUUUUAAACUCCUUAAAAAUGUUACAGCUAUUUCUAAUAAUAUAGUUCUAACCAGGCUUGUACGGUAUCGGUACUAAUAAAAUACAGCGGUACUAAGGGAUUAAAAAUGGUAAUCGAAAAUACCGGUACUUUUUUUUUUUUUUUCAUGCCCAAUGCUGUGAGUCAACAUCAGCACACACACAGACCACUUGCAAGCAGAUACAGUGAGGAAACAGAAGGGGGAGAAUGCACGAUAAAACUAAUGAUAAAAUAGCAAAUUCUUUGACUCGUAUUAUGUUCAACAUAUGGUGAAUGUUUAUAUUCAACUUGGAGUAAGCGAACCACCAGGUUUAAGCAAAUAAGGGUUGAGUCCAUAAUACAAUGAAGGAGCCUUAGUUGGACAUUCGCAUAUGGACUGGCAAUGAAGUCAGACUUCAGAAUGCAAAAGUGAUAGCUCUAUCCUGGAGGAGAGACUCCACGUCUAUCUUCAAGUCCUCUUGCAAGUUACGACAUAUAGAGGUUGUUUUCCGGUCACUUACACACACACCCAGGGAGAGAAAGAAGGAAUAAAAGAAGGUGGUUCGGCUCCUCCAAGUUAGGAGUACCUCAUAGUCCUGCAGUCCUGUAUAAUGACGCUCGCUUGUAAUAAAGCAACUUUUUGUUCAGCAAA